Messenger RNA from Populus trichocarpa (black cottonwood), 2520 nucleotides. Its product is annotated as serine protease SPPA, chloroplastic. The record is from RefSeq and is a predicted model, not a curated record. Gene Ontology annotation, molecular function: peptidase activity. Lineage: Eukaryota; Viridiplantae; Streptophyta; Magnoliopsida; Malpighiales; Salicaceae. The transcript has 13 exons. Gene Ontology annotation, biological process: proteolysis. Bases 86 to 2161 code for a protein of 691 amino acids.
AGCAAGAAGAAGAAGAAGAAGAAGGAGGAGGCGGUGGUCAAUCAAUCCGUAAGAAAUUAAGAAGUGAGAGAGGAAAAAAAAAGGAAUGUCAAAAUUACUACUACUACUCCACUCUUCUCCUCCUCUUCCUCCUCCUCCUUUUCACUUCACUACAGCUCCAAUCCUCCACCACCGUGCCACCACACUCCUCCGCGCUUCAAUUCUCUCCAAAAAACCUCCUAAUCUCUCCUCCUCUCUCGCUCUCUACCGAAAAGCCACUCUAUCCUCCUCUUUCCUCUCCCCUUCCUCUUCAUUUCGCUGCAGAACCUUCUCUGUCCGCGCUUUUGAUUCUGAUGAUUCCAAAACCGAACAAGAAGAAGAGAAGAAGGAAUCUUUUCAUGUUAAGAAAAGCGAUGAGGAUUAUCCAAGUGGAGAGUUCGAUUUCCAGGAGAUUGGAGCUUGGAAUCGUUUUCUUGUUAAGCUUAAAAUGCUUAUUGCUUUCCCUUGGGAACGCGUUCGCAAAGGAAGCGUUUUGACAAUGAAAUUACGGGGCCAGAUAUCUGAUCAGCUAAAGAGCCGUUUCUCUUCAGGAUUGUCAUUGCCUCAAAUUUGUGAGAAUUUUAUAAAAGCAGCUUAUGAUCCUCGGAUUUCGGGUAUUUAUCUUCAUAUAGAUGGGUUGAAUUGUGGGUGGGCUAAAGUUGAGGAACUCCGAAGACACAUUUUCAAUUUCAAGAAAUCAGGGAAAUUCGUUGUUGCCUACCUCCCUGCUUGUAGGGAGAAAGAGUAUUAUCUUGCCUCUGCCUGUGACGACCUUUAUCUCCCACCCACUGCUUAUUUUUCUUUUUAUGGUUUCACUGUUCAAGCAGCUUUUCUUGCAGGUGUUUUUGAGAACGUAGGAAUUCAACCAGAUGUACAACGGAUUGGUAAAUAUAAAAGUGCCGGGGAUCAACUUACUCGAAAAAGUAUGUCUAAAGAAAAUUGUGAGAUGCUGACUGCAAUUCUUGAUAACAUCUAUGGGAAUUGGCUGGAUAAAGUUUCUUCGACAAAAGGAAAGAAAAUAGAAGACAUGAAGAACUUCAUUAAUGAAGGUGUCUAUAAGGUAGAAAGGCUGAAAGAAGAGGGCUUGAUAACAAACAUGCACUAUGAUGACGAGGUUAUCUCAAUGUUGAAAGAGAAAGUUGGAGUGCAAAAGGAUAAAGUUCUUCCUAUGGUUGAUUACAGCAAAUACUCGCGGGUUAGGAACUGGACUCUUGGUUUAACAGGAGGCAGAGACCUAAUAGCCAUUAUCAGAGCCUCUGGGAGCAUCAGUCGUGUGAAGAGUCCAUUAAGCUUAUCUGGUUCUGGUAUCAUCGGGGAACAGCUCAUUGAGAAGAUUCGUCAGGCAAGAGAGUCGAAAAAAUAUAAAGCUGCUAUCAUCCGAAUUGACAGCCCUGGAGGUGAUGCCCUCGCAUCUGAUUUAAUGUGGAGGGAAAUCAGACUUCUGGCUGAAUCAAAACCUGUGAUUGCAUCAAUGUCUGAUGUAGCAGCAAGUGGAGGAUAUUAUAUGGCAAUGGCCGCAGAUACCAUUGUUGCAGAAAAUUUGACCUUAACUGGGUCAAUUGGAGUUGUUACAGGGAAGUUUAGUCUCGGUAAACUGUAUGAGAAAAUUGGCUUCAACAAGGAGAUCAUAUCAAGGGGUAAAUAUGCUGAGCUCCUUGCAGCAGAUCAGCGACCUUUAAGACCAGAUGAAGCAGAACUUUUUGCCAAGUCUGCUCAGAAUGCUUAUGAGCAAUUUCGAGAUAAGGCAGCAUUUUCAAGAUCAAUGCCAGUGGAUAAGAUGGAAGAGGUUGCACAAGGCAGAGUCUGGACAGGUCAAGAUGCAGCUUCGCGAGGUUUAGUGGAUGCAAUUGGUGGGUUUUCUCGUGCAGUUGCUAUAGCAAAACAGAAGGCUAAUAUACCCCAGGACAGACAGGUAAUGCUGGUUGAACUAUCAAGACCAUCUCCUACGCUACCAGAGAUCCUAAGUGGCAUAGGAAGUUCGGUGGUUGGUGCAGAAAGAACCUUAAAAGAAUUGCUACAAGACUUGGCAUUUUCCAAUGGAGUUCAAGCCCGGAUGGAUGGUAUUCUAUUCCAGGGACUGGAGGAGGCUUCUUAUGACAAUCCCAUCUUAACUUUGAUAAAAGAUUACCUUGGUUCUCUCUGACCCUACAUCUCUACCUUCAUCUUGAUUUCCCCCCACUCCCUGAAUUUACCUUACAGUUGAUCAUUACCAUGUUUCUAUAAAUGGUCUGGUGAUUGAAGGAUAGCUGGUCCUUUUAUAAAAUAUUGGUUUACAGAUUCUUGUAAAAUUGGGAUCAUCCAACUCGUCUCUGUUUUGGUGGUUCGGAUCAGCAGAUGUCUUGAGAGAAACAAAUGAUUUCCAAAGAUACAAGGGACCUAUCUCGGCAGGAUUAGCAGUGAAGAGGUCCGCUGUAUCUUUUGCUUUUUCUCCUCAGGGUCAAAUGUAAAGAACUUAUUUACAUGUUCAGGUUAUAGAAGAAUCAAAGAUCAGAGCUUCCAACA